Molecule: messenger RNA, 1920 nt
Organism: Caenorhabditis elegans
Lineage: Eukaryota; Metazoa; Nematoda; Chromadorea; Rhabditida; Rhabditidae
Gene: lgc-46
Product: putative ligand-gated ion channel 46
Biological process (GO): monoatomic ion transport; excitatory postsynaptic potential; monoatomic ion transmembrane transport
Cellular component (GO): axon; presynaptic membrane; synaptic vesicle
Molecular function (GO): transmembrane signaling receptor activity; monoatomic ion channel activity; extracellular ligand-gated monoatomic ion channel activity
Source: RefSeq, marked reviewed
CUUUUCCCUCCACAAAAUCCACGUGGCAAGAAAGGGGCGGGGCGACACGGAUGCAUCAAUGCAAUAUCUGCAAUUCCUAUCGCUUGUCGUUCUGUUACUUAUGUGUCACGCCAGAAAAUCAGUAUAUCGAAGAAACUCUCCAAGUCUCCGGAGGCUCACAAGAAAUUAUGACUGGGAAGUUGAUGAGCACGGUGGGCUCAAGCCGAUUAUUAAUCCGGCAAAGGUGGAAAGAGCCACAAAAAAUUGCGCCAACGACUCGUUCAUACUGGGGACAAUUAUGAGCAACUACAAUAGGCACAAAAUUCCAGGAGGCCAGGUAGACGUUGAGGUAGAAGUAUGGGUGCAAGAAAUUACGACAAUUUCGGAUAUCACAUCGGAUUUUCAGCUUGACAUCUACAUAUACGAAACCUGGUAUGAUCCAGCACUAAACUACGCGUUUAUGAACCCCUGUAAGUACAAUUUAUCCCUGAACUCGGUACUCCUGGAGAAGCUCUGGACGCCGAAUUCGUGCUUCAUCAACUCGAAAACCGCCGAUAUUCACAAAUCUCCGUUUCCCAAUAUUUUUCUGAUGAUUUAUGCGAAUGGAACUGUUUGGACAAACUACCGUCUGAAACUUCAAGGGCCAUGUAUUAUGGAUCUGACGAAGUUUCCAUUUGACAAUGUGACGUGUUCGCUGACUUUUGAAAGUUUUAACUACAAUACAGACGAGGUGAAGAUGGACUGGUCGGUGAACGGGGUCCAGAAAAUGAGGGAUAAAAUGGAAUUAGCGGACUAUGAGCUGGUGGAUAUACACAAAAUACGAACAACGGAGGAAUAUCCCGCUGGGUACUGGCACGAGCUGACAAUGUCAUUCGAGUUCAAAAGACGAGCGGGAUGGUAUAUUUUGCAGGCGUAUUUACCUACGUAUCUAACUAUUUGUAUAUCCUGGAUUUCCUUCGCACUUGGCUCCAAAGCUAUUCCGGCACGUACCAUGUUGGGAGUUAACAGCUUACUUGCAAUGACUUUCCAGUUUGGUAACAUUAUCAGGAAUCUGCCGAGGGUUUCUUAUGUAAAAGCUAUCGAUGUAUGGAUGCUGUCCUGCAUGACAUUUGUGUUCUGCUCCCUGCUAGAACUCGCCUGGGUCGGCUACCUCUCCCGGGAAGAGGAGCCAACAAGCGCAAAAUGUCUCCAACCAUCGGCUCAGGUGGCUCCAAAACCUUGUCAUCCACCGCCAGUACAACAGAAUGCCAACAACUCAUCGGUGCACCGGAGGCAGAAGCAGCCGAAAAAUGAGGAGGAGAGUGCUCUUUUGAGCUUGCGGGACAAUGAUUAUGGGUAUAUUCCACCGGGAUUUGGGCUUAAUGGCAAUGUGGCAAAUGCUAUGAAGAGUUUCAGUUCUUCAUGCUCCUGUGAGCCCACAAAUGUUGUCAAUUUGAUGCUAGACGAAGCAGAGACAAUACCCACAUCCACGUCAUCUUCUUUAUCACGAAAACAACGCCGCGAAAUACUUGCUCACAAAAUCGAUUCGGUGUCCGUUUUCAUGUUCCCCUUCCUGUUCGUACUCUUCAAUAUUGCCUACUGGCAACACUAUCUACGGGGCUAUUAAUGACCUCUUUAUUGAUUAAUUUAUUGAUUUUUUAAUGAACGGGUUUUUUGAGAAUUUUCAAGAAACAAUUUUUUUGGAAAAAAUUUUUUUUUCCAAAAAAAAUAUUUUCCUCGAAAAUUAUCGAUUUUCACUUUCCGCUCUUAAUUUUUUGAUAAAAUAUUGAUUUUUGAUUUUACAACGGGAUUUUGGUAACACUUUUGUGUUAAAAAUCAAUAAUACUAUUUAUUUGGACCACGCCCACUUUUUGAACUUUGCUCAGAAUUUUCUCAGUUUUUUUUCGAAAUUUUAUUUUUUCUAGUCAACGAAUGUAUAAUAAAUAUAAUAUUUAUGAUAAU